UGGACAGGGAGCCUGCUGUGGGGCUGAGGUGCCUUAGCAGCACAGGGCAAUCCUCACCGCGUGCAGUUAUGUAGAAUAAGCUCAGAUAUAACAAGCUCUCGUUAUCCAGCCAGCCUCAUCUGUGAGAAAGCACCGCCUCGUGUCUCCAAGCCAGGCGAGAGGGCCCAGGGGGUGCGCCAGGAGGUGGGUGAGGAGCUCGCCUCAGCCUGCCCCUGGGUGCGUGCGGGCCUGGGCUGAGGCAGGAAGGUGAAGAAGGAGAUAAAGGCCCCACAAACUGGGUCCAACACAGUAAGGAAGACUUUCAAGGACCACCAGAGACUCCCGAAAGACCCCGAGUGAAAACAAAUGUGCACGUGUCAGAAACACUCAUGUGUUCUAAUGAGUUCCAGGAAAUGGCAUGAGUGCAUUAACUAUGACUACAGAUAUAUGAUAUCUAUACUCAUAUAUAUAUGAAAUAUACAUAUGUAUACAUUUACAUGUAUAUUUUAAUUGUAUAUAACCCCCACAGCUUGAACAAUUUGGCAUGCACACUAAGUGGAUUGAUCCCCUGCCCAUCCAUCUCUGCAAUUAAGGAAUGCCUCCUUGCUAAAGCUCCAAGCUGAGUCUUAGAGAGUUUCUUUGGCUGACUCUUCAGUAACACUUUUGCCAGCCUUACUUCAGACCCAGCAGGACAGAUCUCUUCCUUUCCUUCCUGUUACUUAGCUGUUCUUUAUUAGCAUCAAAAUCAAAGCUCAGUGCACCUGGGUGGAGAUGCCCCUAAUGCCAGGAGCAAACCUGCCAAGCUGAUUUCACAUCCCUGUGCCCUGGAUGUUAAGAAAGCAGCAGACCGUUCUCCACCCUCUGUGUGUAAAGUAUCCCCCUUCCAUCAAGUACAGAAGAUGCUUCCUAACUGAACUCAUCAAAAAGCACGAAUCCACAACAGCUGAACCCCUGGAUGAGUUGUACAACACACUAGCAGAUAUUUUAAAUGAAAAAGAAUCUACUCGCUGUUACAGAAACUACUUACUGCCUACUGGAGAAUCCGUUACUCUUUCUGAGAGCGAGGCCAUUAUCUCUCAAGGAACCACAGGGCUCGUCACGUGGGAUGCUGCUCUUCAUCUUGCUGAAUGGGCAAUGGAGAACUCCACAGUUUUCAGUAACAGGACAGUCUUGGAAUUAGGAAGUGGGAUUGGCUUCACUGGACUGGCAAUCUGCAAAACUUGCAACCCCAAGGCAUAUAUAUUUAGUGACUACCACCAUUGUGUUCUCAAACAGCUGGUGGAAAACAUCCGUUUGAAUGGCUUUGCCGUGCAGCCUGGAACUACUGAUCUUAUCCAACCAAAAUCUGAAGGGCAGGAGGCAGAAGGGAAGAACUACCAACAGCCAAAACUAAUUGUUGCAGAGCUUGACUGGGGCUCAGUUACAGAAAAACAACUGUUGGAUCUGCAGCCAGAUGUCAUCAUUGCAGCAGAUGUGGUAUAUGAUCCAGAGAUAACUGCAAGCCUUAUUGGUAUGCUACAAAAGCUCUCUACUUUCAGAGCAGAUGGAAAACCUCCUGAGGUCUAUAUUGCUUUCACAAUUCGUAAUCCAGACACGUAUCAUCUGUUCCAGGCUGAACUAGAUAAAGUUGGAAUUGGAUGGCAGAUUAUUCCAGCCCACAGCACCAGUAUUUUUCUCUAUGAUACUCAGUCAAAUGUAACUAUUCUGCAACUAUUUAUAUAAUUUGGUACAUGCAAGUAGUUUUCAGACCAGCAAGUGCUAUCUCAUCCUUGCAACAAGAUUACCUUGAAUUCCAGAAACCUACAAGAGAGGCAUGCACUGAGGAUACACUUCUAUGCACAGACUGCUGUCUAAGUAAGCUACUUUUCUUUCUGCAGUUGCCAGCAUUCAUGAAAGAAAGGAGAUGCUUCUUAUCUGUGUAUCUCAAGCUGUAGAAAUAAAAAAAAGCCCUAAUCAUAAUGCACUCCGAUUCUGUAAAUCGGAGUUCAACAAUUUGUUCAAACAUAUUUGAUUUGUAAAUAGCAGACAUAUCUGUGUUACACAGAACCAUGAUCUGUGAUCACAGGAUGAGUAUCUCAUACUGACAAGGGAGCAGAACAAUGUUUUAUAGUAAUAAAUGGUUUUUAAUACUAAA
Molecule: messenger RNA, 2113 nt
Organism: Anas platyrhynchos (mallard)
Lineage: Eukaryota; Metazoa; Chordata; Aves; Anseriformes; Anatidae
Gene: EEF2KMT
Product: eukaryotic elongation factor 2 lysine methyltransferase
Cellular component (GO): protein-containing complex
Source: RefSeq, a predicted model, not a curated record